AUCAGUAGUUCGUUGAUCGUCUGGUCAAUCGGUCGCACUCAACUGCCAACUCAACUGCUUCAGGAUGGAGAAGUGCCGGGCCUCCUCUAGGAUAUUGAUCGUCGGGGCAGGACCUUCGGGAAUAGCCGCUGCCAGCCGACUCCUCCAGAACAACUUCAGCAAUGUGCAGAUCCUGGAGGCGGAGAACCGCAUCGGUGGCCGGAUCAAUACCAUCGCUUUUGGGGACAACGUCAUUGAUGUGGGAGCCCAGUGGUGUUACGGAAUGCAGCGGAAUUGUGUGUACGAAAUGGUCAAGGAUCAGGAUAUUCUGCACCAAACGGGAGACUAUUACAGCACCAUGAAGAUGGUGAGGUCCAACAAGGAAGUGGUCGCCCACGAACUGGGUGGCAUAUUGCACGAUAUUGUGGCUAAGAGCAUGCCAAGUGGACCCCAUCCGGUGGUGGGCUCAGCCGGCACCCAUCUGGUGGAGAACUUUUGGCGGAAAAUCGAUACCGAUCUGCCCCGUGUGGACAGGACUUUGGCUAGUGAGGCCUUGGAUUUCUUUGCCAGGCAUGAGAGUUCCAUCUUCGGUGCGGACAAUCUCUUCGAGGUCUCGGCAAGAUCACAUGUCGAGUACGAUGCCUGCGAUGGCGACAAGCUGCUCCACUGGGGCAGCAAGGGCUUCCAGAGAUUCCUUCGGCUGCUGAUGAAGGUCAGUGAGCACGAGCCGGAGAGUCUGGGCUUACUGGAAGGUCACGUCCGGCUGGGCAAAAAGGUCACCCGGAUUGAGUUGACAGCGCCGCGUAAAGUAAUUCUGCGCUGUGACGAUGGGGAUUACUUUGAGGCAGAUCACGUCAUCUGCACCGUAUCCUUGGGAGUCCUGCAGGAGCAGCACGAGAAACUGUUUGUGCCGCCGCUUCCUCCUGCCAAGGUCAAGGCCAUUCGGAGCCUAACCCUCGGAACCGUGAACAAACUGUUCAUGGAGUUUAAGCAGCAGCCGUUUCCCGAUGAUUGGGUGGGUUUCUUCUGCCUCUGGCUGGAGCACGAUCUGAGGGAGCUGCGCAAGACGGAGCAUUUCUGGCUGGAGGGGAUUACCGGUUGCCACAAGUUCACGGGUCAGCCAAGGAUGCUGAUGGCCUGGGUGGGAGGACCACAUGGCCGCCACUCGGAGACCCUGUCCGAAGAGAAAGUCGUGGAGGGAUUGCAGUGGCUCUUUCGUAAAUUCCUGCCCUUUGAGAUGCCAGCGCCCAAGCGUUUCCAUCGCAGCAAGUGGUUUACGAAUCCGAAUUUCCGCGGAAGCUACAGCCAUCGAUCCACAAAAGCCGAUGAACACGACACUGGACCCUGGGAUCUGGAGACACCUGUAACUGGACCGGAUGGCCAUCUCGGCCUGCUUUUUGCCGGAGAAGCCUCCAGCAGGAAGUACUUUGGCACUGUUCAUGGCGCCGUUGAGGCGGGCUUUCGCGAGGCUGAUCGUUUGAUUGGGAACUACUCCUCUUGCGAUUUAAAUUCUUAAAAAAGCUGGUUUUUAUUACUUCUCUUCGCCUUAUUUAGUUAUUUGUGUUAUUUGUUUCUUAAAUAAAAUUAUUUAAUCGACCUCUAUGUAA
Molecule: messenger RNA, 1586 nt
Organism: Drosophila elegans
Lineage: Eukaryota; Metazoa; Arthropoda; Insecta; Diptera; Drosophilidae
Product: spermine oxidase
Exons: 1
Coding region: 65-1495 (476 amino acids)
Molecular function (GO): polyamine oxidase activity
Source: RefSeq, a predicted model, not a curated record